Tetrahymena thermophila SB210 is the source of this 7914-nucleotide messenger RNA. RefSeq names its product type III restriction enzyme, res subunit family protein. Gene Ontology annotation, molecular function: ATP binding; ATP hydrolysis activity; nucleic acid binding. Gene Ontology annotation, cellular component: nucleus. NCBI's taxonomy places the organism in Eukaryota, Ciliophora, Oligohymenophorea, Hymenostomatida, Tetrahymenidae. The transcript is spliced from 17 exons. The record is from RefSeq and is a predicted model, not a curated record.
AUGAGUGAUAAAGAUUUAGGAGAAGGUAAAAAUAAGCACUUCAUUACAACCUUAGUCCACUAUGCAAAUAAAGAAAAAUGCAGAUUUACUUGGAAGUUAAGGGAAAAAACGUCAGGUUACGAAAACAAUGACGAUAAUACAGUUAAAAGAACUAAGAAUCAAAGAGAAGAUUACAUUAAAAAAUAUAAGGAUACUUCAUAUGAGGACGAGUAGACUGAGAUGAAAUUAAGAAGAAUGGAUAUUAUUUAUAGAUUAUACUACACUGAAGACGCAAAAUUACGAAAAUUAAUGAUGGAUUAUAAGACUUAUGUUAAGAAGAUAGGAAUAGAUAUAUAAAAGCUGGAAGAACAUAGUGAAUUAUAGCAUAAUUUAAGAUGCGUUGGCUAUUAUUAGGGUAUUUAUAAGAUGUAUAAGGAAGCUUAACUUAGACCAGAUGAAUGCAAUCUUGUCUUUAUGUAAUUGAUGAAGAAAGACUAUGAGCCAAAAUAUAAAUUAGAAAACAGCGAAGAACCUUAUAAUUUAUUAUUGAGUUUGUUUUAUAUCAUAGAAGAUAUGCAAAAGCAGAUCAUGGAAACUCCAAUUUUUGAUGAAAAGGAUGAGUCUAAGACAAAAAUUAUAAAAGAGUAUAAGAUGAUUGAUGAAGAUUCUAAGCCUUUAGAAUAUGUUGAUUCUUAUAAUGAAAAUACGCAUGAAAACAUUAUUGAAUUCAGAUAUGGUUAUGAUUUGUUUGAUGAAUUCAGAAGUGAUGAAAUAGUUUAAAUCAGAUAAAAAGAAAAGCUCAAUUAUGUUAAGGAGUUCUAUGAAAGAUAUGAAGAUGUUUUGAAAAACAAAUCACCUGAUUUUUGGUAGUUUUUAUUGUUUGAUGUUUUGAAGGCGUUGUGCAACAAAAGUAAUACUGAUGAACAAUUGCAAGAAAUUCUCAUGAAUCUUUUGGAUGACUUUGAUGCUUGCAGAUUUUUGCUUUCUAAUAGAAAAGAAAUCAUCCUUUACUUGUAUAAAAAUCACUUCGCAAAGGAUAAACAAUUCUCAUCCUCAAUAAGCUCUAUGAAAACUGAUGACUCGCAAGGUUUGACCAACUAUGAAAUUUUGAAGUCAAUUGGUAUGAAAGAUAUAGAUAUCGAAAGGGAGUCUAGAUUAGGAUUAAAGAAAAAAGAUUUAGAUUAAAAAGUUUCAUAGGCUUAAAGCAAAAAUUAAUAUGAUGUUGAUGACGAAUUUUCUGAAAUAGAUUUUAUCAAAUAAGAAUAAAGUUAAUUAGUAUAAAGAAUUCCCUCUCUUGAAAAAAGUGAUUAUCCAGAAUACAUUUAACUUAAAAUAUCUCCAAUGCCAAGACAUCACACUCACGUUACUGAUCUUGUUAAAAUCGAAGGAAAUUUCCCUGAUUGGGCAAGAGAAGCAUUUGGUUCAAUUUAGUCAUUAAAUGUAGUACAAUCCAAAGUUUACAAAACUGCCUUUUAGACAGAUGAUAACAUUUUAAUUUGCGCCCCUACUGGUGCUGGUAAAACAAACAUCGCUUUGAUGACUGUUUUAAGAGAAAUAGAGAAACACAUCAAUCCUCAAACUAAAUAGCUUAUUGAUCCUACUUUUAAAAUUAUUUAUAUUUCCCCUAUGAAGGCAUUAGCUAGUGAAAUAGUAGACAAAUUUUCAGGAAUGCUUAAACAUAUGAAUGUUAAAUGCAAAGAAUUAACUGGUGAUAUGCAACUCACUAAAAAGGAAAUAGAAGAAACAUAAAUUAUAGUUACUACCCCUGAAAAAUGGGAUGUCUUCACACGUAAGAAAAACGAAGUUGCUGAAACUCUUCGUUUGUUAAUUAUUGAUGAAAUCCACUUACUUAACGACGAAAGAGGUCCUGUUUUAGAAUGUUUGGUUUCUCGUACUCUACAAAAUAUUGAAAGAUAGUAAAAAUCAGUCAGAAUGCUUGGUCUUUCUGCUACUCUUCCUAACUAUUUGGAUGUCGCUUCUUUCCUCCACGUUAAAAAGGAAUCAGUCUUUUUCUUCGAUGCAACAUACAGACCCGUUCCUCUCAUGCAAAGAUAUAUUGGUGUUAGAGAACCAAAAUAAUCAGGCUUUAAAGUGAAAAGAAAGAAAAUCGAUAUUUAUAAUGACUUGUCUUAUUCUAUUUCUAAGGGUAUUUUAGAGCACAAAAAGCAAGUUUUGAUUUUCGUCCAUUCAAGAAAAGAAACCAUAGUUACUGCUUAAUAUGUAUUGAAGAAAGCUCAAGAUUGCGGAGAAUUGCAUUUGUUCAAGCCAGUUAAUAGCGAUAAGCAUUCCUUACCAAAAAUUAAAGACAAGGAACUAUAAAAGUUAGCUCCUUGGGGUUUAGGUUUCCAUCAUGCAGGUAUGUUGAGAAAAGAUAGAAAUAUUGUUGAAAAAAUGUUUAACGAUGGCCAAAUUAGAAUUCUCGUCGCAACAGCUACUUUAGCUUGGGGUGUUAACUUGCCUGCUUAUGGUGUUAUCAUUAAAGGUACUGAUGUUUACGAUCCAAGCAGAGGUGGAACUUAGGAUUUGUCUGUUCUCGAUAUUUAAUAAAUGUUUGGUAGAGCUGGUAGACCUUAGUUCGAUAACAAUGGUGAGGCAACUUUGAUGACUGAUAUAAAUAAAUUGAACUCCUUUGUUGCUCAAUUAAAUAAUGCAAGUUUUAUUGAAAGUAGAUUUACAGCACACUUAAAGGAAGCCCUUAAUGCUGAAAUAGCUUUGGGAAAUAUAGCCACAUUAAAAGAAGCAUUUGAUUGGGUUAACUACACUUUUUACUCUAUCAGAUUGAGAAGAAAUCCUAUGGGUUAUGGUUGCAAGAUAGCUCAAAAUAAAGAACUCUCUAUAGAAAUGCAUAUAACAGAAACCAUCGAAAAUGCACUUGAACAUUUAGACAAGUUGAGAUUGAUCAGAUGGGACAGAUAAAAUAAUUAUUUAGCAUCUACAGAAUUGGGUAGAAUUACCUCUCACUAUUAUAUUAAUUGCGAUACUAUGAACACUUUUUGCAAAGGGUUUGGUAUUUCUCUAGAUAAUGAUGAAGACAUUGAAGAAAAUGAGUAAAAGAGAACUGAAUAUAAAUCCGAUUUAGGCAUAUUAAAGAUUAUUUCUCAAGCUAAGGAAUUUGAAAAUAUCAAGAUGAGACCAGAAGAAACUGAAGAACUUGCUGUAGUUAUCAAGAAAUACUGGAUUUUUGAAGAAUAAAUUGAUAUCAACAUUAAGAAAAUAGGCACAAACGAUAGCACUUCAGCUGAUAAUAAUACUCUUCUCAUUGAUACACCUGAAAAAAUCUUAGCUCUUAUUUCAGGUUAUCUUACCAAAUAUCAAUACGAGAACUUUUCACUCAUAUCUGACUCUUAAUUCGUCAUUCAAAAUUCAAUCCGUCUAUUGAGAUGUAUGCUCGAUAUAGUCACUAAAAAAUCUAUGGCUUCUAACGCAGAGCUUGUUCAAAGAUGGUGUAAAUACAUUGAAUCCAGACUAGUCCCAGACGAAAGUCCUCUCCAUCAAUUCUGUAAAUCAAACUGGCAAGGAUAUAACUCAUUCAAGCAAAGAAAAGAGUUCAAGGAUGGUUUCAUCUCUGAAGAUGUCGUUUAUAAGAUUGAUGACAGAGAAAUAAGCUUGGAUACAAUAAGAGAAAUGCCAGCUACUGAAUUAGCUCAUGCUAUUAAUUGGAAUACAAGAAUUGCUACUGUUAUUAAAAAGUUUGUUUGUUUCAUUCCUAGAGUUGAGGUUGAAUAUUCUGUUCGUCCUAUUGCUUAAACAGUCCUUAAAGUAGAUGUUUUAAUUACACCAAAGUGGUCUUGGUCUAAUAGAUGGCAUUCUAAAUCUGAAUUGUUCAAUUUAGUUGUUGAUGAUGAAAAUGAAAUUUUACAUCACGAAAGCUUUACAAUCAGCUAACAAUAAGUCUUUACUUCAACUCCUACUGAAAUAAGUUUCUUCGUUCCUUUCAGAGACUCCAAGGUUCCCUAUUACAGAUUACUUGUUUAGCAUGACACUUGGGUCAACUAACCUGAAACUGAAGUACAAAUUAAUUUAGAACAUAUUUAUUUCCAAGGUGAGAAGAUGGAAUACACUGAAUUGCUUGAUCUCCAUCCCUUACCUAUUUCUGCCCUUAACAACUCUGAUUUUGAGCAAAUUUACAAAAUGAAAUACUUCAAUCCUAAUUAAACUCAAAUAUUCCAUGCAAUGUACAACACUGACCACAACAUUCUUAUUGGUUCUCCCACAGGUUCUGGUAAAACCAUUAUGUCCGAAUUAUCUGCCCUUAGAGUUUUCAACUUAUAUCCUGAAAAGAAGGUUAUUUAUGUAGCACCCUUGAAAGCUAUAGCUAAAGAAAGAUUAGCAGAUUGGGAAGUUCGUUUUGGAAAAAUUGGAAAAACUGUGCUAGAAUUGACUGGUGAUUACACUCCUGAUUUAGAUGCAUUGCUCAAGGCAGAUGUUUUGAUUACUACACCUGAAAAGUGGGAUGGUAUUUCACGUAACUGGCACAAUAGAAACUAUGUCUAAAAGACAGGUUUGGUUAUUUUUGAUGAAAUCCAUUUGCUUGGUUAAGACAGAGGACCUGUUUUAGAAGUUAUUGUUUCCCGUAUGAAUAUGAUUUCCUCAAAAACAGGACAUAAGGUUAGAAUGGUUGGUCUAUCUACAGCUAUGGCUAAUGGUACAGAUGUUGCUGAUUGGUUUGGUGUUCCUAAAAAUUAUUUCUUCAACUUUAGACCUCACGUUCGUCCAGUUCCUCUUAAAAUCUAUUUUGAUGGUUUUAGCGCAAAAGCAUAUUGUCCUAGAAUGGCUGAAAUGAAUAAGCCUGCCUUCUAACAAAUCAGAAAGUUUGGUGAAAAGAAACCCGUUCUUGUUUUUGUUUCAUCAAGAAGACAAACAAGAUUAACUGCUUUAGAUUUAAUAGCUCAUGCCAUGCAUGAUAUCGGUGGCGGAUAGAGUCCUUUCGUAAUGUGCUAAGAAGACGAGCUUUAAAUCUAUUUAGAAAACGUUAAAGAUGAAUAUCUUAAAUAAACCCUCUCAUUUGGUAUCGGUAUGCAUCAUGCAGGUUUGGAUCAAGAUGAUAGAAAAAUUGUUGAAGAAUUGUUCUUGAACCACAAAGUUUAAAUUUUAGUUGCCACUUCAACUCUAGCUUGGGGUGUUAACCUUCCUGCUCGUUUGGUAAUCAUUAAAGGUACUGAGUAUUUUGAUCCUAAGACAAAGAGAUAUGUAGACAUGCCUGUUACUGAUAUUUUAUAGAUGAUUGGUCGUGCUGGUCGUCCACAAUUCGAUGAUAAAGGUAUUGCUUGUGUUUUUGUUGAGUAAAGCAAAAAGAAUUUCUAUAGAAAAUACUUGAAUGAUCCUUUCCCUAUCGAAUCAUCUCUUAUCAGCCAAAUCCAUGACCACUUUAAUGCAGAAAUAGCUAGUGGUACUAUUACUAACAAACAAUAAUGCAUGGAUUGGAUUACAUGGACAUAUUUCUUCAGACGUAUGCUUAAAAAUCCUACUUAUUACAAUUUAGAAAACGCAGAAACCAAGCAAGUUAAAAAGUUCUUAAUUGAGUUGGUCGAUGAAUGUAUGAACAGACUAGCUGAACAUGGUUGCAUAACCAUUGAUGACGAAUUAAAAUUCAAUGUUACUCCAACUUUCUUAGGUUAGCUUGCUGCUUUCUACUAUAUUAAGCACGAAUCAGUUUUCUACUUUGAAAAAAAUCUAACUGCUAAUAUUACUAUCCCAGAACUUAUCAGAGUUCUUUCAUACUGCAAAGAAUUCGAAGAAAUUCCUCUCCGUCACAACGAAGAAAAUUACAAUGAAGCUCUCUCUAAGAUUUGUCCUCUUAAGUGUGAUAAGAGUGCUUUCAGUUCUUCAAAUGAAAAAACUUUCCUUCUUUAUUAAGUUCACUUAUUUAGAUUACCUCCUCCUAUUAGAGAUUACAUUACUGAUGCAAAGAUCGUUGUUGAUAGUUCUGUUCGUAUUUUGAGUGCCAUGAUCGACUUAGUAGCUGAAAAGAGAUACUUGAAUACAUGCAUUAAUUUAUGUAUGAUCAUGCAAAUGAUUAUGCAAGCUGUUUGGUUUGAUUAGAGUCCAUUAAUCAAUGUUCCUCACUUCGACUAGCAGAUUGUGAAGAAAUUGGGAUUGGUCCACUUCUGUCAAUUAAUAGAAGAAUAUAAAAAGGAAACUCUUCGUCCUACUCUAAAGAAGAUAGAUAAGAAAUUCGGUGAUGAUAAACUCUGGAGAGAAGUCGAAGAAGCUAUCAAAUCACUACCAGAUAUUUCCUUUAGGGCCAGAAUUUAUCCUUUCGACUCUGAAAAAUUGCAAAAGCAAGAUGUUAACUUGAAACAAUCUGAAAUUUAACUCACUGAAGGAGGUGAAGCAGUGGUUUAAAUUAUUAUUGAUAAGGAGAAUGAAAAAUAUCCCAAUAAGGUGAUUGUUUAGAAGACAGGAAAAAUUAAAGAUGCAUCUUGGUGGGUUUUAAUUGGUGAUGAAUACACAGGCAAGCUUCAUGCUUUGAAGAAAAUAUUCUUCAAAAAGAAUUUAAAGAAGGAUAUUCAAAUUAUUUUACCUGAGAGCUUCGAAACUAGCAAAAAGCUGACUGUUUUCUUGGUUUCUGAUUCAUAUCUUGGAUUAGAUUAAGUUUUCUAUUUAAAUUUAAGAAGCAAAGACUAAAAAGCUGAUGAAAAAUAUUAAGCCUAAAGCGAUGAAUCAGAUAGUGACAUUCCAAAGCCAAUUAGAUAGAGACUUAGUGAUGAUGAAGAUGACAAACAAAAGAAGAAAGAAAAGCCUUCUUAUCCUAAAUUCUCUAAAGGCAACACAUUAAAGAAGAGCAAGGCAAAAGAAGAAGAAAAUAGCGAUGAAGAAGAAGAAGAAAAAGAUUAAUAAAAAGAAAGUCCUGAAAAGAAACAAGAUACUAGUGACUAAAAGCAAGAAGAUAAAAAGAAAAAUAUUCUUUAGAAAAAGAAAAAAGAAGGAGAUGAUGAAAAUAGUAAAGCUAACGAUAGCAGGAAAGAUGAUGAUAAAGACUUUGAUAGAAGCAAAGGAAAUAACCUAUAUAAAAAGAAAGAUGACACUUAAAAGUAAAACGAAAAGAAAGAGUCUGACUAAAGUAACAAUAAAUAAGAGAGAAAGGAUCAACCUGCUAAAGGAGGAGAUAAUAAAGAUUUUAAAAAGAAAAGGGAUAACAGAGAACGUAAGCCUAAAUACAACAAUGAUAGAAGACAAUAAGAUUCUGAAGAUGAAGAUGAAUAUGAUGUAGGCUAUAAGACUAAAGAGGGCUCUCACAUCGAUGAAUUCACUCGUAAAAGAAGAGAAGAAAAGAAUAUGGAUAAACUUGAUAACUAAAAUAAUGCUCAGAAUGAAGAUGACGAAGAUAUAGUUUAAAAAAUAAAAGAAGAUAGUGACUUUAGUGAUGAAGAAGAAGAAAACCAAAGAUCAAAAUACAGAAAUAAAAGAGGUGGCGGUGGUGGAUAAAACUUUAGUCGCGGUAGUGGUAACUAAGGUGGUAAUAAAUACACUGGAAAUUAAUUAAGAAAGAAAAAUGAUGACGAUUACUAACCCAGACAAAGAGAAAAUGAUGAUUAAAAAAAGAGAAAUUUCUAAGGCGAGAGAAAGUUCAAUGAAAAUUAAAAUUAAGGAGAAAAGCGUGAAUAUGAGAAGAAGCCCUACGAAAAGAAGCAAUAUGAAAAGAAAGAAACUCAAUUCGUGCCAAAAGAAAAGAAAGAACCUGUUUAUGAACCCAAAGAAAAUCCAUCCUCUUCUUCUUAAUCCUAACAAUAGUAAUAAAAAUCAGAGGCUCCAAAACAACAAACUCAAACUAAGCCACCACCAACUGGUUUUAAACUAAGACGUAAAAAUAGCGACGAAUUAAAUGCAGAAGAUAAAAAGAGUUCAAACAAUAACAAUAAUAAUAGAAAUAAUAAUAGUAAUAAUAACAACAACAAUAAUAAUAACAGAGGUGGCAAUAACUCUAAGCGUUGA